AUGAGGAGGCUUGGGGUUUCGCCCGAGCGACGCAUCAAGGUGACAGCCGAGGAUGAUGCUCGCGUGCUACAUCGUGUCGACUCUGUCGUUCUGCCCUUGAUGCUGGCUGUCUACUUUUUGCAAGGUCUCGACAAGGCCACAAUCGCCUACGCGUCCAUCUUCGGCCUCAUCGAAGACACCGGCCUCAAAGGCGACCAAUUCUCCUGGCUAGGCUCCAUAGUCUACGUCGCUCAGCUCAUAGCGCAAUUCCCUCUUGCGUGGCUACUUGUGAAGCUGCCAAUCGGAAAAUUCACUAGUUGUAUGGUUACGCUCUGGGGCCUGACCCUUGCGCUCAUGGCUGGGGCACAUUCUUUUGAAAGCCUACUUGUGGCUCGGUUCUGGCUGGGUGCUUUCGAGGCAAGUAUCGCUCCUAGCUUCAUCGCCAUUACGCAAAUGUUCUGGCGUCGCAGGGAGCAGCCUCUGCGUAUGUCUUAUUGGUACGCCAUGAACGGCUUUACCAACGUGUUCGGCAGCCUGAUCACAUGGGGACUUGCGCAGUUGCCAUUCGGACUUAAACCAUACCAAACAAUAUUCAUCUUCUUUGGAAUCAUCACCGUCUGCUUCUCAUCCAUCCUAUUCUCGUACAUGCCCGAUUCUCCUGCCGAGGCCAAAUUUCUCGGCAAGCAUGACAAACUCAUCGCCAUUGAGCGAUUGAGGAUGAACCAGACCGGCGUCAUGUCGCGUGAAUGGCGAUGGGAUCACCUCUGGGAGAUGAUCCGAGACGUCAAGACUUGGCUUUGGUUCGCACUCAUCUUUAGCAUUUCUGUCCCUUCCGGCGGUGUCGCAUCUUUCGGUCCUCUGCUUGUCAAGUCAUUCGGUUUCGACUCAUUUCACGCCAUUCUGUUCAAUGCCCCAUUCGGCAUCGUGCAGCUAAUAUCCACCGUUGGCGGGUCGUACAUGGCUACAAAAUACCACAAGAAAGGUCCUGUCAUCGCUUUUUUGACCAUAUUCCCCAUUGCUGGGUGCAUGAUCAUGCUGGCAACGCCUCACACGCCUGACACUAAGGCAACAUUGCUGUGCGGCUACUACAUGAUCUCAGUGUUCCCGGGCAUAGUUCCCUUGAUAUACUCGUGGUCGGCCUCCAAUACAGCUGGCGAUACCAAGAGCAAAUGCAACUCGUCUGUCCUUUUCGUCGGCCAAUCUCUUGGAAACAUCAUUGGCCCUCUGUUAUACAAACCAUCAGAGGCGCCUGAGUAUUAUACUGGUUUAUACUGGAACCUGUUACUAUACUGCGCCAUCAUAGUCCUCGUCGGCGUCACGACCAUGUAUCUCGCCUAUCUCAACCGCGAUCAUAGUCGCCGCCGGGUUCUGGCUGGAAAGGAUGCUCUUAUAGUUGAUUACAGCUUGUACUCGCCAGAAGAAGCAGAUCGGCUGCGCAGGGUUAAGGCGAUUGGGGCGGAGCAUGUGGAAAAUGCCAGGGAUGGGACGGGAUCUGGUGUUGGUGCACGCGCGUUUGAUGACUUGACCGAUUUGAUGAACGAUGAGUUUAUCUUUGUAUUUUGA
Molecule: messenger RNA, 1542 nt
Organism: Ilyonectria robusta
Lineage: Eukaryota; Fungi; Ascomycota; Sordariomycetes; Hypocreales; Nectriaceae
Product: major facilitator superfamily domain-containing protein
Exons: 6
Coding region: 1-1542 (513 amino acids)
Biological process (GO): transmembrane transport
Cellular component (GO): membrane
Molecular function (GO): transmembrane transporter activity
Source: RefSeq, a predicted model, not a curated record